AAUAUUGUGCUGACCCGGGAAUUGGAAAUAUUGGCGCUGAUGCCAUGUCGCGAGCCACGUGACAGCCAUGGAGGCAAAUUUGUCACAGAGGGAGUCACCAAUUUCACCUUGUUUCUCCAGACCUCACUCCCUAGCCGUCUUCCCCAUAUCCCUCCCUCCUCACCCCUGGCUUGUUGUUGUCAACGUGGUUACUGGAAUGUAAUGUACCCCACGAGCUAUCACGUCUGCUGACUCGAGCCUGUAGGACUGGCUGAUUACAUUGUGAGAAUAUUGACUCAACGACUUCAGAAGUUAAUAUCAUGUCACUGCCUAUCACUUGGCUGCUCCCAGAUGUGUAUCUUGCAGUGGUUCACAAGCCGUUGAACACCCAGACCAGGGACUACGCUCAUUAGAACCAACACACAGUAUGUCCAUGCUCAUUAGGACCGGCACUCUCGUCCGUAAGUCUUCCCGUAAGGCAACGAUUCGCCGGACCAAGUCAGCUGGAAGUACCACCUCAGGGAGUCACCCACGCCCACUCGAUAAUGACGGACUCAGCUCCGCUACUUCCUCGGUCCCCGGGACACCCAUCGCCAAAUUGCACAACUUGUACACGGACCCGAUACUCAGCAGUUCGCCUGGCAAAUCAAGCGUGACAACCAACAGUACUGUGGUGUCUUAUGAGGACCACAGGCAGGUUUUCAAAACUCAUAUAGAAAGGACCUACUCCACCGACCAGGGCAGCUACACCACAAACCAGGACACGGUGCUACAGAUUGAGGAGGCCAAGAAGGAGUCGGACAAUAUCUGUGACUUCAUCUGUUCGUCUGCUCAAAUCAUCUGCAGCAGCACGUUUAUAACAGCGGCUGUUGCUCUAUCUAUGAUAGUGCCUGUUGUUAUGAUUGCUUUAGGUGUGAAAUUUUUAGAUGAUUGCCCACUGGAGCCUAAAAUUCCAAUAUUCCAUUUGGUUGGAGGAUGUUUUUGGUUAGUAAAGAUUGGGAUAACUCUGUGGCGAUCAAUUCAGCAACGCCAUCAAGGAAGCCUAGACAACUUGUAUGAUUCGGUCAGCAGUCAACGAGGCGUGACCAGUAGGACAUACAGGACCAUGGACGUGCUACUUUCCCUCUUCCUGCUAGCGUGGCACAUACUGGGUACAAUCUGGGUGCUGAGCAUCUGGAGGCCAAAGUUCAAGGCCAUGUUACAUAGACCAAGUCAGUGGUGUGAGCGGUCACUCUACUUCUUCAGCGUGGCUAUCAUCGUUGCCGUCUACGCCGUGGUCAUCCUCGUGGUGCUGGGAAUGUGCUGCUUGACCUGUAUUUAUAAAGCGAGCAGCAGCAACGGCAGGCAUAGGUAGCAGCCUCGGAAAAGAGGAAUACCCAACAUCUAGCUCAGUAGAGACUUGUAGAUAUGUCUAAAAGACUUUGUGAGAUACACACCAGUGUUUGGACGGAUAUUAUGCCUUGAGAUAAAUGUAUAAUAAAACACAUCCUUAAGAACAUUGCAUAGAUCCUACAAAAACUAUUAGAAAAUCUUUAAAGCACUACAAUAUAAAUAUAUAUAUACAUAUAUAUAUAUAUAUAUAUAGAGAGAGAGAGAGAGAGAGAGAGAGAGAGAGAGAGAAAGAGAAAGAGAGAGAGUCCAUUGUGGUUCAAUGAUGACCACAUUUUUCAUCCAGGGGGCUGAAGAAUUAGCAGUGUAUUUUUUUUGCCUCUUCAUGUGAUCCAGAUGGAGCUAGUGUCAUUGGCCUUGCUUCUUUUCUCUGACCCUUUUCUACUGCCAGCUCUUUUCUCUUGCCCUUAGAGCCAGUUUACACAAUGCGACGCCAUGAUGCUCUGUCAUGUGCUUCUGUCUCCCAGGUAGCUGGUCAAUGCUGAAGGCUUUCAGAGAAGCUUUGAGGGUGUUCUUAAAGCGUUUUUUUCUUUGUUCAUCUUGUGAGCGCAUUCCUUCCCUUUCAAACAGCAGACGUUUAGAGAUGCGUAGGUCUUCCAUUAUGCAAAUAUACUCAAAUCCUAAAAGAACUCAUUAAAAAAUGCCUCAAAACAACUCGAAAAUUCUAGAAGGGCCAAAAAGGUUCAACAACAAAAAAAAAAAAAGAUAUUUUAAAAGAUCCGAAACAAAACUACGCAUUAAUUCAACCAAGUGAUUGUAAAAGAAACAAGAGGAAGCUUCAAAAACAGGACAUUCUAGAGGAAGAGUCUCAGAGAUUCUAAAACCUCCUUAAAGAUCACAACAAAGCGACACAAACGUUUGUUGUCUAAGCUUUCAAUUGUUAAUGGUUAAUGUGACAAUCUAAAGAUGUAAAAUACAAAGGGAUAAGGAAAAUACCUAUAUUAAUUAAACUUUUUUUUUAAAUUUUAUUUAUUUAAUAAGCGAAAAAAAAUACUCCAAUGUUUGUCAUUGUGAAAUGUAUGAGGCAACAUGUUUAGCCGAAUUGUAUCCUCUUAGUUACAAAAGGCUCCAACGGAACAAAUGAAUUUGACUGUGCAAUAAUUUCUUCUCUAUAUUUACCAUUAUUAUAAUGUAUAUACCGUUCAGAAAAUGAUAAGUUGUUUUGAUCCGCGUUUCUUUAUUAUUUUAAUCAUGUUUUUUUUAAGCUUAAGUUUUGAUGUUGUAUGGAUAGAUGUAUGAAUAGGAUCCUUGCAUCAUAUGAAUUGCUUCCCUUAGAAGUCCACUUUUAUCUUCACAUAAAAAUAGUUUUCUCGUUCGAACGUAUUAUUACGCAUCCGUAAUUAAUAUUAUAUAAUUUUACUCUACAAAGGGAAGUUUUAAAAAUCCAAUGCAAAAUAUUUUUAAUGUUUAUUUUUUAGUCAUUUGCGUACUAAACAGACAGCAUCAAGCUACAAAUGCAAUAGAUAUUGCACAAUUGAUUAGAGUCAUUUUUUUGUAUAGUUUCCCUAGUUCUCCUGUGAUGUGAUUGACAAUGUCUAAAGAUAUACGAUCGAGAAAGUAAAGAAAUAAAAAAAAAGAAAUACUAUUUAUAACCCAUCUGAAAUUAUAUAGAUUGAGAAAAGGCAAAGCAAUAGUCUCUUAAUUGCUAUUGUAAUUUACCAAGCUUUGGGGUGUCUUAUGCCUGUUCGAUUUGAGAUAUAGAUCCAACAUUUAAUAGUGAAUUCAAAUGCUUCGAUCAAUCAGCCGUAUUGAAGGUGGUGGAGCUUGAAGGCAAAUGAUCAAAUGUUUUGAGAGCUUGAUACUUAAGAAACAAAUACAUGGGCUGUUUACCUUUAUUGGUUAUUAAUUAUUCAGGUAAGCUUUUUAGAUUUCCCGUCUAGCCGAGCCGAAACCAUUCACAACAUCUUCUAAUGAUAGUGUGUAAUCAAUAAAGUAAUUUAACAUUGGUAACUCAAUCUGUCUGGUUGUGUCAUAACACACAAGAUGGAUAAUAAAUAAUGCAGUCCACCUUUCACAUCAUACAAUGAAUGCAGCAUUAUCUCCCUUUCAAUGUCCUGUCCUCAUACGCCAUGUUUUGAUAUUUAAAUAAUAAAACUAUCAAUUUGAAAAGGUCGAUAUGGCACAAAACAUAGGUGAAAAGGUAAUAUUCAUUAUCUUUAACAAGAAGUGCCUUACCUUUUUUUUUUCGACCAAGGGGCCAUAUAAAUUUGGAACGCUCGUGACACGGGCCGCAUUACGAAAUUCUUAUCCCAUAUACAAGAACUAAUCCGUAAAUGUGCCCUUUCUUACAUAGCGCUAUUACAGUAGGAAACAGUUGCCCGAAUACUUCAUGAAAUCCAAUUUCUGUAUAGAGUUAAGAGUCUCUAAUUAACAUGCAGCCUUAAAUUAACACAUGGAUGCGCGAAUGACGUAAUUUUCUUAUUCUUUGAAGGAAAAUAUUAGAAUAGCAGAUGAACUUGGCAUGACCCGUGGUGGUGAGAAGCGAAAGGUGCGUUCAUAAACUACAGUCUCCGCUAUGACUUAUGGGAUAUUUAUGGCAAGUUUCAUAAGGUUUGAUCAAAAAGACGUUGAUUUCUACUAAACAAAAAAAUGUAUAACCUUACAUUCCUACUUUAAAUAUAAGUAGAGAGUUAGGAGUAGGAAUUUGAUGAUGUAAUUGUCCAAUCAUUGUCGAAAGUAUGUAUUCACUCCUUAUUUAGUGUUUCUAUAGAUUGACACUAGCAUGUGGCUGUUACUAGAAAGUAGUUGUGUACAUCUUGUUGUAAAUAAGUCUAUUACUGCCUCUGAUGAUACAUACAUAAUAAACAUAAAUUUACAUGAAUGUAUCUUCAUUUGUUUCAGCACCUAGCUUCACUUCUAUAUUUACUGACUCUGUAUAUCAUUACUGUAAUUGUAGUAUAUAGUAUUUUCUAGUCCUGUAUUCUACUUUAUUUACUUGUCCUGUAUAAUACUCUUUUUACUUGUCCUGUAUUCUACUUUAUUUACUUGUACUGUAUUCUACUUUAUUUACUUGUACUGUAUUCUACUUUAUUUACGUGUCCUGUAUUCUACUUUAUUUACUUGUACUGUAUUCUACUUUAUUUACGUGUCUUGUAUUCUACUUUAUUUACUUGUACUGUAUUCGACUUUAUUUACGUGUCCUGUAUUCUACUCUAUUUACUUGUACUGUAUUCUACUCUAUUUACUUGUACUGUAUUCGACUUUAUUUACGUGUCCUGUAUUCUACUCUAUUUACUUGUACUGUAUUCUACUCUAUUUACUUGUACUGUAUUCUACUCUAUUUACUUGUACUGUAUUCUACUUUAUUUACUUGUACUGUAUUCUACUUUAUUUACU
Messenger RNA from Biomphalaria glabrata, 4704 nucleotides. Its product is annotated as transmembrane protein 272-like. The record is from RefSeq and is a predicted model, not a curated record. The coding region runs from base 407 to 1333 and encodes 308 amino acids. NCBI's taxonomy places the organism in Eukaryota, Metazoa, Mollusca, Gastropoda, Planorbidae. The transcript is spliced from 7 exons.